CCGGGAGCGAUGUCUUCGACCGGGAGAGCCUUGCUCUGCGAACGAGACGAAUGUUGCUAGUCCAGCUUGCCCAAUCUCAGUCGUGGAUUUUGACAUGGAUAUGCGGAAUCGCCUUCGACCGUGUGCUGGACAUCAGGGUGCCGUCUUCCCGCAUCCAGGAACACUCGUUGCAGCGGGACUGCCUGUAGGACUGAGCUCCCCGAGUCGACCAUAUACCACCGGCCCUCAGCCGCCAGCGACAAAGACAACCCCCAGCAAGCCAAAUGGACGUUUUGCGCCGUACAAGCAGGCCCUGAAUGCCAUAGCAGAGCGUACGCGUACCCCUCUGCCAUCCCUGGUCCUCUCCUUUGCGGUGCUCCACGAGCUCACCGCGAUCGUCCCGCUCGCCGCCUUCUUCCUCGCCGCGCGUACGUUGAACGUUGGCGAGCGUGUGAUCAAAGCGUUUCCGGACCACUUCGCAGGCGAGGCCACAUCCCGCCCGCCGUAUGAGGUCCCGCUCGAGGAGAUACCGGACUUCUGGAUAAGGCUGCGGCGGCGGUGGUGGUACGAGGGCGAACAAAUGGCGGAGCGUGUCGGGAGGCGGUAUGGGCUUUUUGGGUUCCCGAAGAACGGGGCAGACGAUGCCAGUCCGGGUGCCGUCGCCGCAGAUGUGGCUGAGACGCAGGAAUCGCCCUUCAAGAGGGCUGCUCCGGAUAUUCUCAACUUCUCAUUUGCAUAUUUCCUAACGAAGUCAUUAAUUCCUGUGCGCAUCGGCGCAUCUUUGUAUCUGUCCCCCGUGUUUUCUCGACGGGUCAUAGAGCCUACACGAACGGCGGUGAUGCGAGUCUUCCGCCGUGGCUCCACGUAGAGAGUUGGACACAAGCUUGAAUGGAAACGAUCGAUGCCUUUAUAGACAUCGCUAUCCAUGCUCGUGCGGACCUGUCUGCUCAGGCAAGAGUCUAGACUCACGGUCAAUGCUGGAGGUAUGGAGCCAGGAAAAAGCGCGCCGAUCUCAGAGGACCGCGGCGUACAAAGGCAGUCUCAAUUCGGCGUACUCAUGAUUGAAAACAUAGUAGAUAGCAU
This is a messenger RNA of Rhodofomes roseus, 1062 nucleotides long. RefSeq lists its product as uncharacterized. Gene Ontology annotation, cellular component: mitochondrion. The record is from RefSeq and is a predicted model, not a curated record. The coding region runs from base 95 to 847 and encodes 250 amino acids. The transcript is spliced from 2 exons. NCBI's taxonomy places the organism in Eukaryota, Fungi, Basidiomycota, Agaricomycetes, Polyporales, Fomitopsidaceae.